Blepharisma stoltei is the source of this 2172-nucleotide messenger RNA. The record is from the annotation of a GenBank genome assembly. Lineage: Eukaryota; Ciliophora; Heterotrichea; Heterotrichida; Blepharismidae.
AUGGUAAAAAGUGCAGUUAAAGUUGUAGUGCGCACACGUCCAACAGCCAGUUUUGCAUCUAAAAAUCUUCAAAUAGACCUAGAUCAAAAAACAAUAGAAGCGUUUAUCCCUAAAGAUAACACCCAAGGCCUCAUAAACAACCAGCAAGAGCACUGGAAGUUUCAGUUUGAUGAAAUUUUGCAUAACUCCUCACAAGAAGAUGUGUAUGAUAUAUGCGGCCGAGAAGUCGUGCACAGUGUUUCUGAAGGCUAUAAUGGGACCAUUCUAGCAUACGGCCAAACUGGGGCUGGGAAAACUUAUACCAUGCUUGGAGGGCAGCAGGCUUAUAAGUUUCGAGGCGUCAUUCCUAGAGCGAUUUCUCAACUUUUCCAUGAAGUCCAGAGCAAGCCAGAAUUAAGUUAUGUGAUAAGGGUAAGUUAUGCAGAAAUUUACAAUGAGCUUAUAUAUGAUUUGAUUUCGCCAACCCCACCAUCAGACCAAAGUGGCUCAAUCAUGAUCCAAGAUGAUCCAAAAUAUGGAAUUACACUGAGAGGGCUAUCACAAAGCAUUGUAAACACUGAAGAAGAAGCAUUAAACCAGCUGUUUGAAGGUGAAACAAACCGUACUAUUGCUGCACAUCUACUUAAUAAAAACUCUACAAGAUCCCAUUGUGUCUAUACAGUCCAUUUAGAAAGCAGAAGCAGGGUGGAGUCAAGCGAAAAAGUGACCAUUUCAAAGCUGAAUUUAGUUGAUUUGGCUGGGUCAGAAAGGACUAAAAAAACAGGCUCAGAAGGACUUACACUGACUGAAGCAAAUUAUAUUAAUAAAUCUUUGAGCUAUUUGGAACAAGUAGUUAUCGCAUUGUCAGAGAGAGGCAGAGAGCAUGUCCCAUAUAGGCAGUCAAAGCUGACAUAUAUGCUAAAAGACUCAAUUGGAGGAAACUCAAAAACUCUGAUGGUCGCAAAUAUAUGGCCUGAGCCUAACCAUAUGGAAGAAACGAUUUCUACCUUAAGAUUUGCCACUCGCAUGAUGCGUGUCUCAAAUGAAGCCACAAUUAAUGUAGAACUUGACCCUGCACAACUGAUUGAAAGAUAUAAAAGAGAAAUAAGAGACCUAAAACAAGAGCUUGCAAUGCACGAUACAUUGGCAAAUCGUGGAAGAAUUGUAUAUGAGCCUUAUACUCCUGAGCAGCAAUACCAGCAGCAGCAAAUUGCAGAGAGUUUUCUUGAUGGGGACACAGAUGAGGUCGAAUUUGACAGUUUAAGGCAGGUUAGAGAACUUUUUAUCCAGAUGAGAAAUAUAUAUAGAAGAGCGUUAUCAAGGCUUGGGGCUUCAGAUUUCAAGGUGAGAGCUGAUAAAGAAGUAGACCGCUCUGGGUCUUCGCAUCCAAAAGAACCAAAAAACAUUGAAGAGUCUGAUGAAGGACUUGGAGAUGAAGAAAAUUUUGGAGGGUUCGGCUUAGGACGAGCUAAUCCUAACGCCAAACCAAUGGACACAUCUGCACUUGAGCCUCGAACUCACUUUAUGCAAGCUGAAGAAGAAGAAAUCAACAUCAACAAAUCUAUAUCAUUUGAAGAAAACAAGAAAAAAUCAUCAGGAUCUCAAAGAAAGCAGCCAAUUGACAAAAACCAAGCAUUUAUGGAGUUUAAAAACGUUGACGGAAGAGAUAUAAAUAACGCCCUAAACCAAAACAGAGAAGACCACAAAGAUAGAAAAGCAAGGCUUAAAGAAGUGGGAGCCAGGAUUAAUAGAAUUAAAUCAGAAAUAGACGAAUGCAAAGAAAAAGUAGAGCAGAUUAGGAGAAAUAAACCAAGCGAAGAAGAAGAUGUAAUUGAUGAAGAGGAGUUUGAGUAUAUAAAAAGAUUAAAAGAUUUAAAGAAAGUGUAUAGAACUGAAUAUGAUCAGAUGAAAAAUUUGAAAGAAGAAGUCAAUAUGAUUGCACAAAGCAUUGAAUUUUCGAGAGAAAGGCUGAUUAAUGAGUUUGAAACGUGGUAUGAAAGAAAAUUCGGAGGGGCUACGAUGGCACUGUCAAGAGAAAACUUUGGAACUUUGUCAGAAAUGCCAGCUAAUAUGGAAGGAAUUGAAGAAAUUGAUGAUGUAGAUCCUGAUGCACUGGCGUUUAUUAAGGCGAAGAAUAAUGUUAAAACACUCCAUAAAGCGAAGAAGGCUUUAGGAAGUACACUUAAAAAAUAA